AUGGUUUUAACCGGCAGAGGCGGUUUUGGCAACUACGUCAAGGCCAACAUCCCUGAAACAGUGCCCAUCAGCCCGGCGCCCAUCCAGCACGUCAAGUCUCCGACCUACAAAUUCCGCACCGGUCGCGGUGGCUUUGGCAAUACUAUCGAAGCCAGCGAGCUCGAGCCCAUCACACCUAACCAGUAUCUCGAUGAAAUGCACCGCCAAUCAGAAAUCGAGCCCCGCAAAUACAUGAUUGGUCGCGGCGGGCUUGGCAAUUUCGUCAACCGCAACGGCAUGUCCGCCGCGGCCACCCGGUCGGACCUGUCCAGUACUUUUUCCUCGGGAAGCGAGGGUAGCGACGAUCUGGUAUCCCCAGUAACUUCUUCGCCCUUGGACAUGUUCCGCCCCGUGCGAAGCAAGAUGUGGGACCGUAUGGUGCGUCCCAGCAAAACCCGCUAA
This is a messenger RNA of Wickerhamiella sorbophila, 441 nucleotides long. RefSeq lists its product as hypothetical. The record is from RefSeq and is a predicted model, not a curated record. The transcript has a single exon. NCBI's taxonomy places the organism in Eukaryota, Fungi, Ascomycota, Dipodascomycetes, Dipodascales, Trichomonascaceae. Bases 1 to 441 code for a protein of 146 amino acids.